Molecule: messenger RNA, 1802 nt
Organism: Alosa sapidissima (American shad)
Lineage: Eukaryota; Metazoa; Chordata; Actinopteri; Clupeiformes; Clupeidae
Product: toll-like receptor 6
Exons: 2
Coding region: 1-1548 (515 amino acids)
Biological process (GO): inflammatory response; immune response; toll-like receptor signaling pathway
Cellular component (GO): membrane
Molecular function (GO): transmembrane signaling receptor activity
Source: RefSeq, a predicted model, not a curated record
AUGUCUCAGCUAAUCUCACAGAUGAUCUCAGCUAAUCUCACAGAUGAUCUCAGAAACCUGGGGAAGCUCCGUCACCUUACUCUGAAGGACACGUGGUUAACCAGCUCACUACUCUCACAGGCUCUGGUCAACAUCAUCCAGUCUCCACUGCAGACUUUAUCGUUUCUGAAUUGUUCAUUUAAAGAAGACUCGAAGGGCCUUGAAAUCCUCUCUGUCCCUGACCUCAAGCUUAUUGUUAGAAAUAACAAGUUAAGGAGCCUUAACACAAUAAUUCACUACAUAAAUCUCCUCUUCAUACAUCUAGAGACUUUGGAUCUGAGUUUCAACCCCAUCGAGCUGCCUGACCAUACAAAGGUGAUUUGGCCUUCGCACCUGAAAAACCUCUCAUUGAGUGGGAACCUCCUUGGGAAUCACCUGUUUGAUCAUCUCUCUCCACACUUUGUCAGCCUCAAUCUGACCCACACGGAUAUCACAAGUGUGAACACAGAUGCUCUCCAGCCCAUGAAGGACCUCAAGCAGCUCCACAUGGGCUCCAACGCAAUUCGAGAACUUCCCCCUGACCUCAUGUUACCGGCCCUAGAGGAGCUGCAUGUGGACCGCAACAGUAUCAGCACAUUCAAGCUUGAGACUUUCAGAGGACUGCCGAAGCUGGAGAAACUUAAUGGUGCAAACAAUCCAUUUGUUUGUGACUGUAACCUCUACUGGUUUGUGCGUGACUUUAAUAAAACAUUGCUGGUGGAUUGGCCAGCGGCGUAUAACUGCUACUCCCCCACCCACCUCAGCGGAACACUGCUCAAGGAUUUUCAUCCCAGUCAAGUGGCUUGUGACCCACUGAGCAUGUUUGCCAUUUGUUUUACAGUAGUCUUGUUGGUGUUGAUUUCUUGUGGAAUUGUGUUUCAUUUCAUGGAUGGAGCCUGGUAUGUGCAGAUGCUAUGGAUCUGGCUGAGAGUUAAACAGAGGAGUCGGAAUAAAGACAGGAGUCUGGAAAGUUCCACUUUCAAUUAUCACGCCUUCAUAUCCUAUAGUGUAAAAGAUGCACAGUGGGUUCAGUCUGAAUUGGCGCCCCAUUUGGAGGCUUCACAUUUCCAACUGUGCCUCCAUGAGCGAGAUUUUGUCCCAGGCGAAUGGGUCAUUGACAACAUCAUCAACUGUGUUGAGAGCAGCUACAAGACAGUGUUUGUACUGUCACAGAGCUUCGUCCACAGCGAAUGGUGCAACUACGAGCUGUUCUUUGCACAGCACCGGGCCAUCGGUGUUCAAAGGGACUCCCUAGUGUUGAUUCUGCUGGAGCCCAUCCCGCCAGACUCUCUUUCCAGAAAGUUCCUGCGCUUGCGAUCCUUGCUCAGGCAACAGACUUACUUGCCGUGGCCCCAAGAGGAGCCUAAACGGCAGCUGUUCUGGGCCAGUUUGACAGCCAUGUUGAGGACUGGAGAUAAGACUGUGGUUGCAGACAAGAGUGCAGUUUUGCAGCAAGUGGCAGGAGACAUAGCAGAUCUGUGCCAUAAUGAAACAGAGUAUGCAGAUCAUGAUCAGUUAUUGAAAGACUGAAAUAUUAGAUAUAAAUGCAUGAAUGUGUAUAAUAUUAUUUAUGUUGUGCCUUGCCAAUAUGCAUAAUGUUUGGAAAUCCAGUCAUAAAGAGGAAUUCCGGUGAUUUUUCACAUAGAAAAGGCUGGCAGCUACAGCAAUACAGCUCUGGGGGCAUGUUCGUGAGAACCCAUUUUCAUAUCUUUAGAGUUUAGUGCUGCCUGGAAAUCACUGGAAUUCCCCAAUAAAGGCCCAUUCACACCAAGAACGAUAACGAU